GCAGCCUCCUCCAUCUCUCCCUCGGUUUUAUCAUUCUUUGAUUCCUUCUCAAAGCAUCUCCAAUGGAACAGGGGUAAUAUGGUCUUCUGGACCAGCAAGGCUUGCCAGAGGUCGGUUAUAGAGGGGAUUUCCUUGCAUUAUUAUAAUAUUUUUUCAGCAAAAAUAAACCGCGUUUCCCUUCAUUCGCUCUCCACUCCUCCACUGAUUCAAAUGCAAUCCCCCUAUUGCUAUUGUAUGUAUUAAUUAUUUAACAAUUAAUGAAUUACAUGAAGUCCUAAUCCAAAUCCAAUCCUAUCCUAUAGAAAUUGACCGAAGAAGGAAAUACAGAGAGUGAAUUUGGAGGAUCUCGUUGCUGCCCUUCGUCUUCUCCCUCGGGUUCCCACAGUCCAGGAACUGCACUUCUUGGAGAGUUUCAAAGAGGUACAGAAUCCAACCCUGUAAAGCAUAAUGGUUAAUGAUGUUGAAGAUGAUGAUUCAUGCCCAAAGCCUGUUGGAAGAAGCUCUGUUUUCUAUUAUGGUGUCGGUCAUAUGCUAAACGACAUCACGGCCGCCUGUUGGUUUACUUAUCUUUUAUUGUUCUUGACAGAAAUUGGACUGUCCCCUAGGGAUGCUGCUAUAGUUAUGCUAGCAGGUCAGAUAGCUGAUGGAUUUGCUACUGUAUUUGCUGGAGAACUGAUUGACAGGUUUGGACAUUUCAAAAUAUGGCAUGGUGCAGGAUCUAUCUUGGCUGCCAUUUCAUUUUCUUCAGUUUUUGGUGGUUGCUUGCCAUGCAAAAUCUUGGCUUCCUCGUCACCAAUAAUAGAAACUAUUUCAUACAGCACGUCUGCUGCAAUCUUCAAUGUGGGUUGGGCUGCCACCCAAGUGUCACACAUGUCCAUGGUGAAUUGCAUCUCACUGAAUUCAACAAGCAGGGUGGUGAUGACAAGCUGUCGGAAUGCUUUUACCAUGGUUGCGAACCUCAGUCUUUAUGCUGUUGCAUUAGUAGUAUUCAGUACCACUAAAGCAACAACACAUUCUGAUAUUGAAAAUCAGUACCAUUGGAUUGCAUACACUUCAAUUUUUAUAGGAUGCUGCUUUGUGGGAAUAUUUCAUCUUGGGACUAAAGAGCCAAGAUUAAAGAUACGUGUACAUGGAACUAGUUAUGCAAGGAUAUCAUGGGCUUACUGGUUCAAGAAAGUUUUAUACUAUCAAGUUGGUCUUGUCUAUAUGCUUACCAGACUUGCACAAAAUGUUUCACAGGCAUAUCUUGCAUUCUAUGUUAUUGAGGAUAUGCGGAUGGCAAAAUCAGCUAAAGCUUUGGUUCCUGCAAUCAUCUAUAUCAGCAGCUUCAUUGUAUCUAUCAUUAUGCAGGAAAUGUAUUGGACUGGACAACGCCUGAAAGCCUACUAUUGUGCUGGUGGAGUUCUCUGGGUAUUCUGUGGCGCAAGCAUCCUCUUUUUGCCUCGAAGCUUGAGUGCUUUCAUGUAUGUCAUAUCAGUAUUUAUUGGCGUAGCGAAUACUCUAAUGACGAUAACAGGAGUAAGCAUGCAAAGUGUUCUAGUUGGUUCAGAUCUAGAUGGCUGUGCAUUUGUUUAUGGAUCUUUGAGUUUCCUAGACAAGGUUUCGUGUGGACUUGCUGUCUUUGUGCUUCAGUCUUUUCAAAGCUCCUCACCGAGAUCACAAGAAACCCUUUCUACAGAAUAUAUUUCUGUCACAAGAUAUGGCUUGGGUCUGCUUCCAGCUGUUUGUUCACUUACUGGGAUGGCUAUUACAUACACUAUGAAACUCCAGACACCUCAUUCAAAAUCCUUGAUGGAACCGUUGUUGGAAUGAUUUACAAAAGCAUCCAAUUCUGUAUAGACAAACCCUAACUUGCUCAAUCCAUCGAUGCAAUUUGAAUACCAAUGUGAAUGUGACCCAAGGCAAUCCCAUGCAGCUAGAAGUGAUGGAAUGCAGAUAUACUUGGGACCACGUCGGGGGAUUUUUUUAGUUUUUGACUCCCUUUAGGGAUGUGAUCAUUGAUAUUUAAUUUAUGCUCACAAGGUGUUUUAUUAAAUAGGAUCUUCAUAGUUUAAUACUAACCUUGUUUCGCACGUUGUUUAGAAACGUUUGUAUGAAAUCUCAGGAAAUAUAGUUAUUAUAGUCAUUAUGAAAUUUAUUUU
This is a messenger RNA of Populus trichocarpa (black cottonwood), 2141 nucleotides long. RefSeq lists its product as uncharacterized. The transcript has 13 exons. Lineage: Eukaryota; Viridiplantae; Streptophyta; Magnoliopsida; Malpighiales; Salicaceae. Gene Ontology annotation, biological process: carbohydrate transport. Bases 448 to 1812 code for a protein of 454 amino acids. The record is from RefSeq and is a predicted model, not a curated record. Gene Ontology annotation, molecular function: symporter activity. Gene Ontology annotation, cellular component: membrane.